AUGAUUGCGUCGGCACUGUCGGCAGCGGUCGUGCUGUGCAUUUGGUGCGGCGUUCCACCGGUUUCCGCAUUUCGGUUCGGUUCGCUUCAUUCGCUUCUCCUCAGCCUCCUUGCCACGCCUGCCUUUGCCGCUUCCACUUUCACGAGUCUCACGGCUUAUCGUGAAUCAACGCGCUUCUCUCGUCGACGUGAGUGAACACACGCCAAUAUUGUCGCGUGUGCCGCCGCGUGGAUAAAAAUGCCGCGCAAGAGAGCAUCCACGUUACACGAGACAUCCGCUGGACGCAGAAACGCCACUAAAACUCCAAGGUGAUCUUUGUGUUUUCACCGUGUACAACAGAUUCGUUUUUGUACUCUGUUCGAAAAUCGAAAGCUCCACGUAAGAAAUGGAAGAAUCUCAAAGAUAUGAGGAAUCUGAUAUGUAUAAGGAACAGCCACCUUGCAGCUUACGAAAAUUGGGAGACAUGGUUCCAGCACGUGUCGUGCUGUAUAUGCUUUCGUUUUCCGGAUUUCUCGUGUCUUUCAUGAUGAGAACAGACAUUAACAUCGCCAUGGUGGCCAUGGCGAAGCUGCCGUUAACGUCGAACAAUGAAACCGCCGCGGUAACGUCUCACUGUUACACAAUAUCGAAUGCGUCACACGUGGAGAACACCACUGUAACCAGGCCGGAGGACGCUGGCGAAUUCGAGUGGAGCCCAGCUAUUCAAUCGGCCAUUCUCAGUUCUUUCUAUUGGUGUUAUAUACUUUCGCAAAUGCUCGGCGGUGUUCUUACUCAGUACUUCGGCACUAAAACCAUAUUCGGCGGAUCUCAAGCCGUCACUGCCGUUUGCAGUCUGCUUAUGCCAACUGCCGCGGAGAUUCAUUAUGGGGCCAUGAUAGCAUUGCGUAGUAUACAGGGCAUUGCAAGUGGACUCACGUGGCCCGCGAUGUAUGCCGUAAUCGGGCACUGGAUUCCACCGGUGGAACGCUCACGCUUCAUGUCUUCCUUCCAAGGGUUCAGCAUCGGCAUCGGAUUGACCUAUCCGUUGUGUGCGUUCAUCAUCGUCCAUUUCGGAUGGAGGACUGUAUUCUACACGACUGGUACUGUCGGUCUCGUGUGGUGUAUCUUUUGGUAUUUUUGCGCUUUCAACACUCCUGCCUCGCAUCCCCGAAUAUCUAAGCCAGAACUCCGUUACAUUCAGGAAUGUGUUAGAAACCAAGUUAUCGGAGCGAACGAGGAUUUGCCCGUUCCUUGGAAAUCUAUACUCACGUCUUUGCCGGCAUGGGCUAUCGGUAUUACAACCUUCGGAAGAAUAUGGGUACAUUAUGUCUUUAUCAUUCCCGGCCCGAUGUAUAUGAAGACAGUGUUAGGAUUCAGUAUACAAGCAAAUGGUAUCCUGUCAGGUGCACCAUUUAUCUGUAGCUACUUAAGCUCCGUUGUAUUCUGUUACGUUGCGGAUCUUCUAGUCACGCGGCAAAUCAUGACUUUAAUCACUGUGCGCAAAAUAUUUACGGCACUUUCUCAAGUGGUUCCCGGAAUACUCGUGGUUUUAAUUGGAUACUUAGGAUGUGAUAUUAUCUUAGUUUUAAUCAUAUGGUUCAUAGCUGUUACUCUCAUAACAGCCGGCUAUGCAGGCGCAAUGGCUAACAUCGUUGACAUCGCUCCCAAUUUCGCUGGGCCAGUGCUAGCGUUCGCGCAGACGAUUCACAUGACCGCUAGUUUCCUAUCUCCUAUAGCAGCUGGUCUGCUCACGCAAGAAAGUCAAUCUCUCGAUUCGUGGAGAAAUGUAUUUGCGGUUACUGCAGGUGUAUCUUGCAGUACGUAUAUCGCCUAUCAAAUAUUUGGUACGGCGGACAUACAAGCAUGGAACUAUCCCGAUCAAAAGUAUCCUCAAUCUGUUCAAGAAGACUCUCGCCCGUUAAAAGAUUCAUUGUGGAUAUUAUUGACUGCGCUUCUAUUAGUUGCAAUACUUGUUGCGGAAACUUCUGCAAAAAAAUCGAGCAAAGAUGUGGAAUCAGGAGAUGGUGGUCGAAAAGAAAAGAAGGCCGAUGUAGAAUACCGUACAAAGGACAAACAGUCAAAGAAAAAAGACAAAUACGUAAAAGAGCAGAAAAAAAGAAAAAGUAGCUCAUCAGAACAAAACUCCGAAGAUCCUUCCGAAAACUAUUCAGAAGUGAAAAAGUCAGAACAAAAAUCGAAGAACAAGCGGAAUAAACGUGAAAAUGCUGAAGUGAUAAAUGAAGAAGGGAAUAUAAAUACUGAAAAAGAAUCGAAAUACUCGAAAGAUAAGAUAAAGACGGAAAGUAAGAAAGAUAAAAAUGCCAAAAAACAAUCGAAAGAAUCAGAAGAACCUGUUGAAGCUUCUCAAAAUUCUGAGACUCACCAAAAGUCGAAGAAAGGCUUGAAGGAAGAGAAAAAUAAAAAGAAAUCGAAAAAUAUUGACGAAGUAGAAAAUGUAGAGAAAAAUGCAAACGCUGAUGUUAAAAGUAAUAAGAAGAGGACAAAGCGCUCCAAAUCGGAAAAUUCUGAAAACGUUAAGGUUGAUAAAAAUGAAAAGAAAACUAAAUACGACAAGAAAAAGAAGAAGGAAGAGGUAUCCAAAAACACAAAGUCUAAAGUAAUUGAAGCCGAUGUAACAGAUUCCGAGCAAGAAGAAACUGUGGACAAGACAAAGAAUGAUAAACAGAAACCUCAAGAAGCUUCAAAGAAAAGUAAGAAAAAUAAGAAGAAGCGUGAAGUACAAGAAGAAGAGCAAGCCGAGGAAGAGCAACAAAAAACAAACACUAUCAAAGAGGAAGAAGACGUAAAUGAAAUUGAAACAAGUGAGAUCGAAUCUGAAGAAAAUUGCUCAGCUCAAGUAAAUGAUGAAGAGUGUUCGGCAUCAGAAUAAUAACGCGUUUCAAUGUAUUGAUAAUAAAAGAGUGAAAAACGAUUA
This is a messenger RNA of Temnothorax curvispinosus, 2914 nucleotides long. Its product is annotated as sialin-like. Gene Ontology annotation, molecular function: transmembrane transporter activity. The coding region runs from base 386 to 2869 and encodes 827 amino acids. The transcript has 14 exons. Lineage: Eukaryota; Metazoa; Arthropoda; Insecta; Hymenoptera; Formicidae. Gene Ontology annotation, cellular component: plasma membrane. Gene Ontology annotation, biological process: monoatomic anion transport; transmembrane transport. The record is from RefSeq and is a predicted model, not a curated record.